Suillus plorans is the source of this 435-nucleotide messenger RNA. RefSeq lists its product as uncharacterized. The transcript has 2 exons. The record is from RefSeq and is a predicted model, not a curated record. The coding region runs from base 1 to 435 and encodes 144 amino acids. Lineage: Eukaryota; Fungi; Basidiomycota; Agaricomycetes; Boletales; Suillaceae.
AUGGUCACGAUACAUCGUUCAAGUGACCGUCCAAACAUCAAGAUUGGAGUCAGAAAGAUCAAACACGCACUAAAUAGCUAUGCCGAUCUUGCUUUUCUCAUUCCAACGAGCUGGAAAGUUGGUGAUCUGCCCCCACCAAAGUUCUUGAUCUUUUUCGACAGCAUUCCGGAAGCCAUAAACACUGCUCUAUACCUGCACAAAUGCUUGCCUUCCAAUAUGCAAGAUAAGAUCAAGUGGUUCAAUGCAGACAUGACGGGAGAAUACAAAGAUGUGGAACUCACAAACCUUAUAUCAGGAGCUACAUGGGGCUAUUGCACAACAGAUUCAUUUGGAAUGGGAAUGGACGUUCCGGACAUCAUGCUCAUCAUUCAGUGGCGAGCAUCAUGCAAGCUACCCACUCUUUGGCAGCGGUUCGGGCGUGCGGUUCGGGAUUGA